Messenger RNA from Thrips palmi, 2246 nucleotides. RefSeq lists its product as uncharacterized. The transcript has 8 exons. Bases 560 to 1954 code for a protein of 464 amino acids. NCBI's taxonomy places the organism in Eukaryota, Metazoa, Arthropoda, Insecta, Thysanoptera, Thripidae. The record is from RefSeq and is a predicted model, not a curated record.
UUCAUUUAGUAUUUUUUUUAUGAAAUAUGCUCUGCAUGACAAAUAUCUACAGACUCUCUGGCUCUGUAGUGAGUUUCCGAGUUGGCAAACCUGCCCGACGCGCAGCCGCAGCCUUCUUGAAGAUUCCAGUUCUUUUCGACCGUUGGAAUUGGCGCGGUUAGCUACGAGUUCAGCUCAGUCAAAUGGGGGUGUUGUGAACGUUCGGAGGUUUUAAAUCAAGCCAGAAUGGGUCAUAAAUUUGCAUAUGUUUGUGUGUAUGGGACGGAGAAACUGAUUAAGGUGGUGGAAGUUAAGAAUCUUUUCCACCUUCACGAUGACGACAAAACAAAAACUCCUUACGAGCCGGACACUUUGGACAAGAAGGACAUGAGGAUAGUACUGGAGGAUGGUGAAACACUACGGCGAGUCCACGUGUUCUUCACUGCAGGUAAGUUCUCCCCUAUUUGUUUUGAGUCAACCUGUAAUUCGACUGGAAAAUUAGGCGUACAUUGCACCCGCGGCAGGUUAGGGUGAGGUGAGGUGUGCAGUGAACUUGUGUGCUUGAUGCCAUGGGUUCCUCAUGCCUCCAUCUAGGCCACAACCAUUUAUUUCAUUGUUAACUGUUCGUGUUUUCAUAGGCACCCUCAAGGCUGUUGCCCAAAUCAUCAAGGAGAAGAAGGCCAAUGGGGAAAGGUUGGUGUGCCCCCCAAGGAAAUCGGUUGGCUCGCACACCUUUCCGGUGAUCAAGCCGAGUACCUCAAAUCAAGAGAGCAGCAAGAGGAAGCAAGAGGGCGGCAAGAAGAAGACGGUGAAUGCAGGUACAGGCUCGCAAAGCAUCAAAACAGGCAAAACCAAAGGAGAGGACAAAGGCCUAAAAUCGGUUGAAUCUAAGGAUGCUGCGAAUGACAAGACCAAGGAAAAAAUUGCUCUGGGAGCCGCAAGGAACGACCGGGAGGCUAAAAUAGUUAACAAGUUUCGACCAUCCUUGGGAAGCUCUACCCCUGUGAAGCCUACAUCUGAGCAGAAGCUUCUUUUGCUUCAUGAUCGUGGGCAGAUAGUAGUCAGCACCUACACCCAGACUGAUGCACCGGGGGACGAUGGUGACAUUCUGCAAGCAUGUCUUGAGAGUCUGAAAAGUGAAAAUGCUGCACUUGUUCUUAAGAACAAGGAACUGCUACUGCGCAAUGAGUCCCUGGAGUCUGAAAAAGGGAGACUCGAGACGAUGCAGAAAAAUCUGCAGCAAUUAUGUGAUGCUCUGUUGAACAAAGAUGGAACUUCUAAUUCAACAGCUCCAAAGAAGUGCCGCAUAAGUACCAUGAAGGCUCUUGUGACAGAAGAGCCUUCUAUUGAUGUCCCUUCUGACAUGGUUUAUGCAGGGGCUGGGAAGCUCAUUUCAAGAAAGAGAAUGGCAGAAGUCGAUACCCUGAGAACUGUGGAAGGGCGCCUCACUGCUAUCUUGAAUGAUAUAUUAAUUGAACCUUCAGCGUUCAGUUUCAAGGAAGUGGAUGGGAAGAGCAACAGAAUCAUGGAUAUCCAUUUGGAAGCCAUCCACUCAUAUCUGGAUUCCUUGACGUGGAAAAAGACAGCUUUAAAACCCAUCAAGGUGGGGAAACAAAUGGUUGAACCACACACACCGGAGUAUACCAGGCGUAUUGUUUCAAAGCUACUGUCUAAAUUAGGGCCCUCUAAAAAAGAAACUGAUACUGAUGUGAAAAGUGGGAAGAAAGGACCAAAGCUGACUUCCAAGAGGCAGAAGGGAAGAGACGUCUCCAAGCCAGCUAAAAGAGUGAGGAUCAAUCCGUUGGACUCAAGCAGCAGUGAGGAUGAGGAAGGGGAAGAAAGGGAGGUUGUAAAUGAGGAGGAAGUUGUAGAAAGGGGGGUGAAAGAGGAGCCUCAAGAUGAUCAAGAUGAUGAAGAUAAUGACAAUAAUUUUGACGUUUCGAUGUGCUCAAUUGUGUCAGGCGGUGAUGACUAAUAGUCUGAUACCUGAUGGGAACUAUAAUUGUACCUGAGUUCAAUAAGUUUGCCACUAUAAUUUUUUUUCCCUUUUCCAAUCAAAAUGUGAUAAUUGUUUUGGUAGUCACCAAAUCAGACUGAUAUGACUGGAAAGACUUCCUGUUUUGCUUUUAUGAUUGUACCGGAUGUUAAUGUGUCUGAAUUUUAAUAAUUGUUUUGUUAAAGUCUUAAAGAUGAUCAAGGUGAUGAAGAUAAUGACAAUAAUUUUGACGUUUCAAUGUGCUUAAUUGUGUUAGACGGUGAUGACUAGU